Messenger RNA from Serpula lacrymans var. lacrymans S7.9, 422 nucleotides. RefSeq lists its product as uncharacterized. The coding region runs from base 24 to 359 and encodes 111 amino acids. The transcript has a single exon. NCBI's taxonomy places the organism in Eukaryota, Fungi, Basidiomycota, Agaricomycetes, Boletales, Serpulaceae. The record is from RefSeq and is a predicted model, not a curated record.
AUGCUCAGCUCGUAUAUUUUUGCAUGGUACGUCAUGGUGGUCAGGCAGCUGGAAGAAUAGGGAAGCUGCUUACAAUCAAGUUUAUAUUGACCCUAUCCCGCAAUGUUCUGUUAGGCCAAUUGUCAGUUCGCUCGGGCCCAUACCAUCAAACGAAUGAGUGGAAACUGUUUGGCAUUUCCAUUCUACGUGGCAUGAUCAGCAUUAUUGCCCUUCCCCAUAUCACAUGGCAUCCUAAUCUUCUAUUCUUGAGCCACAAAUCAAAUAGAUUACCGGGAAGCUAUUCAUGCAAUGUUGUUGAACCCAGUGGAUUACAGUCCGUGCAGGCAUCAAACAUGUCAAUAACUUAUUAUGGAACCUAAGAUUCAGCGGAUACUACUACAGUACAGUAAAAUACUUCCAAUACAAGCUUUUGAUAUACCAUU